GAUAAAUCAACCACGUUAUAAAGCAGCUUUUCACUUAAACACCAUAAAAUACAAUAAUACAAUAUUAAAAGCGGAACCAGAGUCAGAGAGUCGCGCGAGCCAGCCGGAAGCGUUUCAGGCGGAAUAAAUAGUGAAUGCGCGUGUUUAAUCGCUCUAAAUAUGUUCAAAAACACAUUUCAGAGCGGAUUUCUGUCUAUUCUUUACAGUAUCGGCAGUAAACCCCUUCAGAUCUGGGAUAAGAAGGUCAGAAAUGGACACAUUAAACGAAUAACAGACAAUGACAUCCAGUCUUUGGUACUUGAAGUGGAGGGAACUAAUGUGAGUACCACCUACAUCACAUGUCCUGCAGACCCAAAGAAGACCCUCGGCAUCAAACUUCCCUUCCUCGUAAUGAUCAUUAAAAAUCUCAAGAAGUAUUUCACAUUUGAAGUUCAGGUACUGGAUGAUAAGAACGUCAGACGACGGUUCCGGGCGAGUAACUAUCAGAGUACGACACGUGUAAAGCCUUUCAUCUGCACGAUGCCCAUGAGACUCGAUGAUGGUUGGAAUCAAAUCCAGUUCAACCUGUCAGAUUUCACACGGCGCGCGUAUGGGACCAAUUACAUUGAGACUCUGCGAGUGCAGAUCCACGCAAACUGUCGCAUCAGAAGAGUUUAUUUCUCUGACCGGCUGUACUCUGAAGACGAGCUGCCUGCUGAAUUUAAACUCUAUUUACCAGUACAAAACAAAUCAAAGCAGUGACACGGCCGACUGGAUUUCAUCAUCUCCCCCCUUUGUUUCUUCUGCACACAUUAAUAUCAGACAGAUUUCUAGUGGGCCAAUCUGUGUUUAUUUUUUUAAGUGUUAUUUUGAAGCUGUGUGGAUCUUUGUUGUCUGCUAAUAAAUAUUUUAUAUGCUCAAACUGAA
This is a messenger RNA of Triplophysa rosa, 906 nucleotides long. RefSeq names its product cilia and flagella associated protein 20 (gene cfap20). Gene Ontology annotation, cellular component: motile cilium; ciliary basal body. The record is from RefSeq and is a predicted model, not a curated record. Gene Ontology annotation, biological process: positive regulation of cell motility; regulation of cilium beat frequency involved in ciliary motility; cilium assembly. NCBI's taxonomy places the organism in Eukaryota, Metazoa, Chordata, Actinopteri, Cypriniformes, Nemacheilidae. The transcript has 6 exons. The coding region runs from base 160 to 741 and encodes 193 amino acids.